This is a messenger RNA of Rhagoletis zephyria (snowberry fruit fly), 5049 nucleotides long. RefSeq lists its product as uncharacterized. The record is from RefSeq and is a predicted model, not a curated record. Lineage: Eukaryota; Metazoa; Arthropoda; Insecta; Diptera; Tephritidae. Gene Ontology annotation, molecular function: nucleic acid binding. Gene Ontology annotation, biological process: DNA integration.
AUGUCGAACUUCGUUAAAACGCGCGAUUCUGCGCUCAAUGCCAUCAAGCGAUAUAUGGCUAAGAGCACUGACGAAGCAUUUUUAAUGGACGCAGAAAGUGUUAAAAGUUAUCUGCAACUCCUUAACGAACAGUGGGCUCGUUUCAAUACCGCUCAUGACGCGGUAGAACUCUCGUGCGGAAGUGAUAAUACAGAGGUCGAAGAAAAUGUGCGAAUUCAAGCCGAGACUUGGUAUUCUACGGCUUUAGCCAAUUUUAAUCGCGUACAGAAGUGUCGUACCGAAUCACACCCCUCGCCCGCUCAAAUGCCAGUGUCUGCAUCGAUACGUCUGCCCAAAAUGGAGCUGCCUACAUUCUCGGGUGACUCCACAGAAUGGAUUGGUUUUUUUGAUGCAUUUUCUUCGCUGGUGGAUAGUAAUGCCGCAUUGUCGCACGGACAAAAGCUGCACUAUCUCCGUAGUUGUUUGAAAGGUGACGCGUUAAAAAUUAUAAGUGGCUUCAAAAUAUGUGACGCUAAUUACGAUGAAGCUUGGGACCUUUUGAAAUCGCGCUAUAAGGUCAUGCGGGUAAUAGUGGAAGGGCAUCUCAGAGCUAUAGCCGAUGUUAAAAAGGCUACUAGUGAUACUGCUGACACAAUAAAAAGUGUAAUCGACGCAUUUCAACAACACAUACGCGAACUUAAGGCUUUAGGUCGACCAGUAGAGUUUUGGGACGAUUGGUUGGUACACGAAGUAGUAAACAAAUUAGCAUUCGAGACGCGUAAACAGUGGGAGCUAUCACUCGUCAGUGAUGAGCCUCCGUCGUUCGAGCAGCUGUCCACGUUUUUGGAAGUUAGGUGUCGGUCUCUGGCCAUGCUUUCGUCGUCAACAUCACUACCCACCAAGGGUAAAACCACUUCAGCGAGCAAGUCCACGAAUGUGUUUCACGCAGUGCAGGAACAAAACAGCUCAGGUUGUACCUAUUGUAAAGGUCCUCACAAAAUAUAUAGUUGUGAUAAGUUUCGCAACCUGGACUCAAACGCGAAAUCGAAGUUUGUCAGAGAAGCGCGCGUGUGUACGAACUGCUUAAGCUCCGGUCAUUACAAGGCAAAAUGUAAUAGCUCCUCUGCAUGCAGGAUCUGCCAGCAACGUCAUCACACGCUGCUGCAUAAUGCCUCCUCUACAACUAACGUCACAACCACCGCUCAUUUUGUCUACAAUGCGUCUCCUGUCACGCCAUCCCCUCUCGCACCGAAUGCCGCACUACAAUCAAACGCAAACACUUCAUCCGCUAUCGCCUCGUCCACAGGCUCCGCUGCUGCAUGGACAUCCUCGUAUUUGAAUGCUAGCUCCAACCCGCCGCGUCCAAAAGACAGAACUGUGCUAUUGGCUACCGCCCUAGUCAAAGUCCGCGAUUGUUGUGGUCAUUGGCAAACCGCGCGCUUGCUGUUUGAUUCCGGCUCGCAUGCGUCCUUCGUAACUGAGGCAUGUGUACAACGUCUAGGUCUACCACGAAAAGCGUCCGCAGUAUCCAUUACUGGCAUCGGUUCGUCGCAAGGAGGCCGCUCUAGAGGUGAGGUAUUACUUUCAUUGUCGUCUUAUUGUUUAGAUGAAUGCUUCCCUAUCAACGCGUUAAUCUUACCCAAGAUUACAAGCGACUUGCCCACACAGACUUUGUCAGUUUUAGCGUGGCCGCAUGUGCAAGGCUUAUUCUUAGCCGAUCCGCAGUUCAUGAAACCCGGGCGUAUCGACAUUCUGGUUGGUAUGGACGUCAUGCAACAGCUCCUUUGCUCAGAAGUCCGUAAGGGUCCACCUGGUACGCCGAUGACUCAGCGCACUGUCUUUGGUUGGACGCUAUUUGGAAGCGUCGACGGAAUAGAACCUGCUGCACCUCGCCUACAGUCGCUGCACUGCGAUGUCCAGUUGGAUAGAGCUCUUACUAGACUGUGGGAGUUAGAAGAAGCUCCGCAAAAGACCCACCUCACAUACGAAGAGCGUCACUGCGAAGAACUCUUCGAAACAACGCACCAAAGAGCACCUGACGGUCGCUUUGUAGUUGAACUGCCGCUGAAGACCGACGUACUUCUGGGCGAUUCGCGAAGUUAUGCUGUCCAAAGCCUACUACGCAUCGAGAGGCGCCUUGCUCGGGACGACGACCUGCGGCUACGCUACAAUGAGUUCAUGCAGGAACUUCUCGACAUGAAUCAUAUGGAGCUCGCACCAGAAUCAACGAAUCAAAUGUUUUACAUGCCGCAUCACCCUGUUGUAAAGGAUUCGAGCGUUACCACUAAGCUGAGGGUCGUUUUCAACGCGUCGGCUAAAACUGCCACCGGAAAUUCGCUGAACGACGCAUUAUUUGUCGGUCCUCAACUGCAGCAGGACUUAUUUUCAAUUUUAACGCGUUUUAGAACGCAUCGCUAUGCACUGACCGCGGACAUUGCGAAAAUGUACCGCCAAAUAUGCGUAGCACCGAAGCACAUUGAUCUACAGCGAAUUGUAUGGCGUCGAGAUCCGAGUUUACCCAUACAAGACUAUCGUAUGCUGCGCGUAACUUACGGCGUGGCAGCCGCGUCUCAUCUAGCUGUGAGAUCGCUACAACAAACCGCAAAAUAUUCGCACAUUUGUGAGAAAGCUUCUGCUGUCAUCCACAAAGACUUUUACAUGGACGAUCUCAUCACUGGUACAUCGUCCAAAGAAGAGCUGCUACUUUUACAGCAAAAUGUCUCCGAAAUCCUGAAAGAAGGUGGCUUCGAGCUUCGAAAGUGGGCAUCGAAUUGUGCGGAACUUUGCGAAAAAAUAUCAAAUGCAUCGAAAACAAUAUCUCACUACUUAGUCGACGGUGAGGAUGUCCAUGCUUUGGGUCUAGUGUGGAAUACAGCAGAGGAUUACCUAACGUUCGUGGUUAAUUUGAAGAAGCCACCCGCUAUUUUAACGAAGAGAACCUUUCUAUCUGAUGCUAGCACGCUUUUCGAUCCUCUGGGACUGCUCGCUCCAGCGACGAUAAGAUCGAAAAUGUGGUUCCAGGAGAUUUGGCGUAACAAUGUUGGUUGGGAUGACGUCAUUCCUGACUCUACUGCAAUGAAGUGGUUGGAACAUCGCUCGGAGCUGCAACUUCUUUCGAACUUGAAGGUAACUCGCUGGAUUGGCUCAGGUGCAACUGGAUCAUUCACUGAGCUGCAUAUCUUUGCUGACGCGUCCGAACGAGCUUACGCCGCCGUUAUGUACGCGCGCACCUUGCAACCCGACGGCCGGGUCACUGUUGCGCUGAUCUCGUCGAAGUCCAAAGUAGCGCCGCUUAAAACAACAACGCUGCCCCGUCUAGAACUAUGCGCUGCGCAUCUCGCUGCUAAGUUGGUGCAAAGCGUGUUACACAGUUGGGACGAUCUCCGCUAUCCGCUGUAUGCCUGGACGGACUCCACAAUCACGUUGGCGUGGAUACAAGCGCAUCCUAGCAAAUGGCUGACGUUCAUCGCCAAUCGGGUCGCUGACAUUCAGGAAAUUCUUCCUCCUGAGUGUUGGAACCAUGUCCGCUCGGAACUGAAUCCAGCCGAUUGUGCCUCGAGAGGUAUAACUCCAUCUGAGCUGCAGCAUCAACAACUGUGGUGGACGGGCCCCGAAUUCUUGAAGAGCACUGACCAGUUCUGGAAACAAACCUCGUCUAAACAGCACACAACCGAGAUAGGCGUUCGAAGCAAAGUCGUUGCUCAUGUUACGAGCUCAAACGAGCACUGGCCUAUAAUGCUGAAGUAUUCGUCGUUUUCCAAACUGCGCCGUGUCAUCGCUUACGUGCUAAGGUUCUUUGUCAACGCUCGAGUGAAUACUCGGCUCAAUGCUGCUAGGCGAUUCGGUCCUCCGAGUUGUCAAGAGUUAUCCGAAGCUGAACUGCGCCUGAUCAGCGCAAAAAGGCCAAUCCCGCUUCGCAGCAGUCUUUUGCGCUUGCAGCCAUACCUCGAUGAGAAAAACGUCUUGCGUGUUGGAGGUCGUUUGAAGCAUGCUGCAGUUACGCCUGAUGUAAGGCACCCAGUCAUCCUGCCAAAAAACUCUCCGCUUGCAAAAUUAAUCGUCCACGAUAUUCACGAGUUCACGUUACACUCUGGACCCCGCAUUAUGCAGACCGUCUUGCAACGCCGAUACUGGCUUAUUGGUGCUCGCAGCCUUAUACGUAGCAUAUAUCAUAAAUGCGUGAAAUGCACCCGUUUAAACCGCAAUCUCGCCACACAAUCUAUGGGAGAUUUACCUGCAACUCGUACCACCUACGCUCGUUGCUUUACCCGCACCGCUGUCGACUUCGCUGGACCUUACUUAUAUAAGUUCACCCAUGGUAGAGGAGCGAAGGCGACCAAGGGCUACAUUUGCUCAUUUGUAUGCAUGUGCACUGGUGCCAUGCACUUGGAGUUUGUUGGAGACCUGUCAACACCAGCGUUUCUGAAUGCGCUCAAAAGAUUCAUAAGCCGCCGGGGCUACUGCAGAGUCAUGUCGUCUGACAACGGCACGAAUUUCGUCGGCGCUGAGAAAGAACUUCGAAUUGCAUUCCAGCGGUGCAUGGAAGAUGCUAAACUACGUUCGUUCUUUGCCGACUCAAACAUCGAGUGGCGUUUCAACCCUCCGUCUGCACCUCAUAUGGGUGGAUACUGGGAAACAGGCGUCAAGCGCAUUAAGUAUCACCUGAAACGCGUACUGGGUGCAACUCUACUGUCCUAUGAAGAGUUCAACACGCUGUUGACAGAAGUAGAGGCCUGCGUAAACUCCCGCCCGCUCUGUGACAACUCUGCAGCUGCUGAUGACUUAGAGGACCUAACUCCUGGUCAUUUUGUUAUUGGCGAACCACUGAAGCCAAUCCCAGAACCUGAGGGUCAAGGGUUCUGUGGAAAUCUUCGUCAGCGGUGGCAAACUAUUCCUGCCAUGAGGCGACAUUUCUGGCGACGUUGGAGAGACGAGUAUCUCGUCAGUCUACAGCGUCGCACCAAGUGGUUUCGUUCCUCGCGCAACAUCGAAGAAGGUGAUGUGGUUGCGGUCUGCAACGAGCCUACCCCUCCGACGAAGUGGACGCUGGCAACAGUGAUGGGCGCGUAA